UAAUACUUUAUAAUUAAAUUACUGACAACCCUAUAACUCGUUAGUAUGUGGAAGUGCCGAAAGUGUGUGUGAUGGCGUGGGAAUAGUUGAAGGUUAUAUUUUUGGAAAUGGCUCAAGAAGUUGAAAGAGUACCUGAGAAUAUCGACUUCCCAAAGGAAGAAGAAAACAUUUUAGAAUUUUGGAAAAAAAUUGAUGCAUUUAAAAGCUGUCUUGCCCAAUCCAAGAACAAGCCUAGGUUCUCAUUUUAUGAUGGGCCACCGUUUGCAACUGGAUUACCACAUUAUGGCCACAUUCUCGCAGGCACAAUCAAGGAUGUGGUUACACGAUACGCCCAUCAACAGGGUUAUUAUGUGGAAAGACGAUUUGGAUGGGAUUGCCAUGGCUUGCCGGUUGAAUUCGAAAUAGACAAAAUGCUAGGCAUUAAAGGACCUGAAGAUGUCGCGAAACUAGGCAUUGAUAAAUACAAUCUCGAAUGCCGAAAAAUUGUAAUGAAAUAUGCAGAUGAAUGGGAAACCAUUAUCACGCGGAUGGGUCGCUGGAUUGAUUUCAAGAAUGACUACAAAACACUUUACCCAUGGUUUAUGGAGUCAAUUUGGUGGGUUUUUAAACAACUAUAUAAUAAGGGGUUAGUGUAUGAAGGAGUAAAAGUGAUGCCCUAUUCCACAGCAUGUUCCACACCUUUGUCAAAUUUUGAAUCAGGUCAAAAUUACAAAGAAGUCGUGGACCCGGCGGUUGUUGUUUCAUUCCCAACGGAAGAUGGUUACUCAUUACUUGCAUGGACCACCACACCGUGGACUCUCCCUAGUAACUUAGCUCUUUGUGUCAAUCCUAAAUUGAUUUAUUUGAAAGUUCAGGAAAAAAAUACCGGCACUUGCUAUGUCCUUCAAGAAUCUCGAUUUCCAGUUAUUUUCAAAAACGUUGAAGACUUUGAUAUCCUGGAAAAGUUUCCUGGCGAAAAGUUAAAGGGUACGAAAUACACCCCUAUGUUUGACUAUUUUGUCGGAAGGUGCGCUAAUGCCUAUCAAGUUUUAGUGGAUGGGUACGUAACUGACGACUCUGGUACAGGCGUGGUGCACCAAGCGCCAUAUUUUGGUGAAGAUGACUUUAGGGUUUGUCUGGCUGCUGGGAUCAUCACGAAAGACCAAGAAAUAAUUUGUCCCGUAGACUCAAGCGGUAGGUUUCAAGAACCAGUAAAAGACUUUUUAGGACAGUAUGUAAAAGAUGCAGACAAAAAUAUUAUUGCUAAUUUAAAAGCGCGGAACCGAUUGAUUCAAGUUGGGCAGGUAAAACAUAGUUAUCCAUUUUGUUGGAGAUCAGAAACGCCCCUUAUUUAUAAAGCGGUGCCAUCUUGGUUCGUAAGAGUAGAACAAAUGAACCAAGACCUUUUAAAGUCUACUGAGGCCACAUACUGGGUACCGGAAUAUGUCAAGGAAAAGAGAUUUGGAAACUGGCUCAAAGAAGCUCGCGACUGGGCUGUUAGCCGGAAUAGGUAUUGGGGUACUCCUAUCCCAUUGUGGAUUUCUGAAGACAAGGAGGAAGUGGUUUGUAUCGGUAGUAUUGCAGAGCUACAAGCUUUAACUGGCCAAGAAAUCACCGAUUUGCACAGGGAAAGCAUUGACCAUUUAGAAAUCCCCUCUGCUCGUCCUGGACACCCUCCUCUUAAAAGAGUUCCCGAAGUAUUUGACUGUUGGUUUGAAUCCGGUUCUAUGCCUUAUGCUCAAGUUCAUUAUCCUUUCGAAAACAAAAAGGAAUUUGAUGAUAUUUUCCCGGCCAACUUCAUUGCAGAAGGUAUCGAUCAGACUAGAGGCUGGUUUUAUACAUUGAUGGUACUAUCGACCGCUCUAUUCAAGAAACCGCCAUUCAAAAACCUUAUUGCAAAUGGUUUAAUUUUAGCGGCUGACGGUCAAAAAAUGUCUAAAAGAAAGAAGAAUUACCCGGACCCUCUUGAUGUAGUCCAUAAAUACGGGGCGGAUGCGCUUAGGCUAUAUCUCGUCAAUUCACCAGUUGUGAAAGCCGAGAACCUGCGAUUUAAAGAAGAAGGAGUAAGAGAUGUUAUCAAGGAUGUUUUCCUACCUUGGUUCAAUGCUUUUAGAUUCCUAAUGCAAAAUGUUGAAAGACUAGUCAAAGAAGAACAAAUUCCCUACAAAUAUAAUGAAAAGGCGGUACGAGAAAACGUUAUGGAUAAAUGGAUAACCUCUUUCACGCAAUCUUUAAUCCAGUUUGUAAAGAAAGAAAUGGCAGCAUACAGAUUGUACACCGUCGUUCCGAGACUCACCAAGUUCAUUGACCAUCUUACGAAUUGGUAUGUCAGAAUGAACAGAAAACGACUGAAGGGUGACGGUGGCGUGAAGGAUUGCCAAGUAGCUUUAGAUACGUUAUUUGGUGUAUUAUUCGAUAUGAUACGCGUAAUGGCGCCAUUUACUCCGUUCCUUACCGAGUUGAUGUACAAAACAUUGCGUCAAUUGUUGCCGGGAGAGUCACCUCAAAGCGUCCAUUUUAAUAUGAUUUCAGAACCGAAAGCUGAAUUAGUCGACACUGACAUAGAGAGAGCUGUACAAAGAAUGCAAACAGUAAUUGAACUUGGAAGAGUUUUGAGAGACAUAAAAACUAUCCCCAUCAAAUACCCGUUACCAGAAAUGGUUAUUAUUCACCGUGAUCCCGCAUACCUAAGUGACGUCCAGUCUUUAGAAAAAUACGUUUUAGAAGAAAUGAAUAUUAAGAAAUUGGAACUAACCAGCGACAAGGAAAAAUAUGGUAUCAAACUAAGAGCUGAACCAGACCACAAGCUACUUGGAGCUCGCCUAAAGGGCGACUUCAAAGCUGUAACACAGGCUUUGAAGGCGCUUAACAAUGAACAAUGUGAAAAGGUUAUUACCGAUGGAUAUGUUGAGUUAGUGGGCCACCGUAUUGAUGUUGCUGAGAUAAGGCUGAUCUUCCAGGCUCAAGGCAACGAUCAAUAUGAAGCGCACAGUGACAACGACGUAUUAAUUUUACUAAACGUGACACCAGAUCAGGAAAUGUUAGAUGAAGGUUUCUCACGCGAAAUAAUAAAUAGAUUACAAAAACUCAGAAAGAAGGCCCAUUUAGUACCCAUUGAUGAAGUCAACGUUUACUUCGGUGUUGACCAAAACAGUGACAUCAUUCGCAUAAUAAACAUUCAUCGCGAGUUUAUAGAAACCACAGUAAAGGCACCUCUGUAUCCAUACGAGCAACUACAAACACCUGAAAACAUAAUAAUAGCAGAGACUCAGGAACUAAAAGGUUCUUCAUUAAAAUUAGCAAUAACAUGGAGGAAAAAUACGAAAGUGCCAGCUAAACCGUGGGCAAAUAUUAUUCUGCAAGGCAUAAAUCCACGAUUUGGAGUUACGACUAAUGAGGCGAGCAUUGUAUUACAAGAUAAGAACGAUAAAUUGAUAAGCCUCAAAGGGCUGUAUGAAGAAGUCACUGUUCUGUUUGGUCUCUAUGGUAUGAAAUAUACUUUAUGGGACAAUGGUGUCGAAUUGAAGGAUACUGAAAAUUUGAACACUAAAACUAUUGUAGCUUCAUUAUCGACGCCAAAAGAGUACGUGUCGCCAACAAGACCAUUCUGCAAGUUCGUAAACGUCAGUAGUAGUAACAAAACCGCCACCGUAUUUAAGGAGAAUCCUGUAGGAAAACCAACUUUGAAUACCAAUAGUGCAGUCAAAUUCGCUUCGGAUUACCUAGGCGUCGCUGAAACUGAAAUAGAUAAACAAUUAUUUCAGUAAUAUGUUCUCGAAGUUAGCUUAUAAUUUAUUCAAGUAUUUAUUACCUACUUACUCUAUGGCAUAACCGACCUGGCGCUAAAUAGCGCAAAUCACAAUGGCAGAACAGUUAAUGCAAAAUUGUUUCAAAUCUUAGGUUAAUAAACAUAGCGCUCGUACUUCACUGACAUCAUUGUGGCACUAACCAAAGCUCAAUACUAUGUAUGAAAAAAAAAAAACAACAUAAAACACCAACGCUAUGUACAGUUAUUAAUUUUAUUAAAAUUGUUUUGUAUAGAAAUUGUUUUUUUAUGUUUAUUAUUAGCAAGCUGGUAAUAGGCAGCCAAAGAAUCGUAAUUUUGUUACGUUGGUUCGUCAAUUUGUAUCGACCAAUGAUCUGAUAGUUCGGCGGUUGGCCACAUACCCUAUAAAGGUCUAUCUAUCUACCUUAUCUAUGAAACUCAUGUUUAACGAAGUACAACUUUUAACUAUUUCUACAUUCAUACUGACGAAAA
Manduca sexta (tobacco hornworm) is the source of this 4237-nucleotide messenger RNA. RefSeq names its product isoleucine--tRNA ligase, cytoplasmic (gene IleRS). Lineage: Eukaryota; Metazoa; Arthropoda; Insecta; Lepidoptera; Sphingidae. The record is from RefSeq and is a predicted model, not a curated record. Gene Ontology annotation, molecular function: isoleucine-tRNA ligase activity; tRNA binding; aminoacyl-tRNA deacylase activity. The coding region runs from base 108 to 3746 and encodes 1212 amino acids. Gene Ontology annotation, biological process: isoleucyl-tRNA aminoacylation. The transcript has 4 exons.